Pundamilia nyererei is the source of this 4737-nucleotide messenger RNA. RefSeq names its product echinoderm microtubule-associated protein-like 6. NCBI's taxonomy places the organism in Eukaryota, Metazoa, Chordata, Actinopteri, Cichliformes, Cichlidae. The transcript is spliced from 25 exons. Gene Ontology annotation, molecular function: microtubule binding. The record is from RefSeq and is a predicted model, not a curated record. The coding region runs from base 841 to 4737 and encodes 1298 amino acids.
UUCACGGUUUCCGGCUUGAUGCUUUCGGCGGUCCCGUUAGCGCUCCGUUCUCGGGUCGCCGUUUUUCACGGUUUUAGGGCUGCUGGUGACCGGUGCCCGAGCAGGAGCGCCGGUGCGGGCGGGUGUGGACGGUCGCGGGUAGAUGUGCGCAGUAAUCUGCGGAUCGGCGCAGACGGCGGAGGAUUUGCUGUGAUUUAAAUCUGUGCCUGACGGACGGAGGCCGGGAGGAGCCGCUAACGGUGACCCGAUCCGGUCUGUCUGCUGCGGGUCAGAAUUAAAACGCCCACAAACAGCUCGAAGUUACAUUUCCGGGAGUGUCUCUGAGGUCGGACAUGGAAGCUGGAAACGUCAGGGUUUAGACCGCCGCCUUUUAUUUAGUUAAAACACAUAAACUCACUGUUAAAUUUUCAUCAGCUGAAUUUGGUCUUUAUGAUUUUGAAAUUCUGUGAUUUUGUCUCAGGUCGUCUGAAUUUAGCAAACAUUGAUUUUAUCUCAGCAGCACUCAGUUUAUUCACAGUCGUUCAGGUUUCCAUCAUCAUAAAAUCCACCUGAGCCAGUCUUCAGGUGAGCAGUUGUGUUCAGGUGUCGGUCAGAGGUUUCUGGCCCCGGCGCUGACUCCACUCGGGAUUUUUACUGUGAAAAGCGCAGAAGAAGACCCUUACAACCUUCCUGCUGACACAUUAGUGAGCGGUGCCAAAGCUGCCUCUGGAAUCAUGGGAAGUGUAGGCAAAGAGACUACAGGGAUGGACGGCAGUUCCUGGCAGCGUUAGCGGCUCCAGCAGAUACAUUUCUCUGAGACGGUUUUUCUGUGGAUGUUUGAGUUUGUGGGUUUAAGCAGACAUGUCAGAUAAAACAGCGCCGCGCUGCCAGCUGAGGCUGGAGUGGAUCCACGGGUACCGGGGCCACCAGUGCCGAAACAACCUGUACUACACAGCUGGGAAAGAUGUGGUGUACUUCGUGGCCGGGGUGGGCGUGGUCUUCAACACCAGAGAGCACACACAGAAGUUCUACCUGGGACACAACGAUGACAUUAUCAGUCUGGCCAUGCAUCCUGAUAAGAUCCAGGUGGCAACAGGUCAGGUGGGGAAGGACCCGUACAUCUGUAUCUGGGACACGUACGCCAUGCAGACGGUGUCCAUCCUGCGGGACGUGCACACCCACGGAGUGGCCUGUCUCGCCUUCGAUGCUGAUGGACAGCGACUGGCCUCAGUCGGCCUGGAUGCCAAGAACACGGUGUGCGUCUGGGACUGGAGAAGAGGACGUGUCCUCGCCACGGCCACCGGACACUUGGACAGAAUCUUCGACGUGUGCUGGGAUCCGUUCCAGGCCGGCCGGCUGGUCAGCUGCGGAGUCAAGCACAUCAAGUUUUGGACUCUGUGUGGGAACGCUCUGACUCCGAAGCGAGGGAUUUUUGGGAAAACGGGCGACCUGCAGACCAUCCUGUGCGUCUCUGCGGCCAAAGACGAGCUCACAUACUCCGGCGCUCUGAACGGGGACGUUUACGUGUGGCGAGGACUCACGCUGAUGAGGACCGUACAGGCUGCACACGGGGCGGGGAUCUUCAGCAUGCACGCCUGUGAGGAAGGAUUCGCCACCGGAGGGCGAGACGGCUGCAUCAGACUGUGGGAUGUGGACUUCAAACCCAUCACAAAGAUCGACCUGAGGGAGGCGGAGCAGGGCUACAAAGGUCUGUCGAUCCGCAGCGUGUGCUGGAAGGCCGACCGCAUCCUGGCCGGGACUCAGGACAGUGAAAUCUUCGAGGUGAUGGUCCGAGACCGGGACAAACCAGUUCUACUGAUGCAGGGUCACAGCGAGGGCGAGCUGUGGGCGCUGGACAUGCACCCCAAACAGCCCGUCGCCGUCACCGGGAGUGACGACCGCUCCGUGAGGCUCUGGAGCCUUCCUGACCACACUCUGCUGGCUCGCUGCAACAUGGAGGAGUCCGUUCGAAGCGUUUCUUUCAACAAUGACGGUUCUCAGCUCGCUCUGGGCAUGAAGGAUGGCUCGUUUACGGUGCUGCGUGUCAGGGACAUGACAGAGGUUGUGCACAUCAAGGACAGGAAGGAAGUGAUCCACGAGCUGAAGUUUUCUCCGGAUGGUUCUUUCCUGGCGGUCGGGUCCAAUGACGGGAUGGUGGACGUGUAUGCCGUCGCACAGCGCUACAAGAAGGUAGGCGAGUGCAGCCGCUCCGCCUCCUUCAUCACCCACCUGGACUGGUCGGUCGACAGCCGCUUCCUGCAGACCAAUGACGGUGCCGGGGAGCGGCUCUUCUACAGGAUGCCAGCGGGAAAGCUGGUUCCUAAAGAGGAGGCGAAAGGGAUUCACUGGAUGACGUGGACCGGUGUUGUCGGGCCGGAGGUGAACGGCAUCUGGAUCAAAUACUCCAACGUCACCAACGUAAACUCCGUGGACGCCAACUACAGCAGCGCUGUGCUGGUGGCUGGCGAUGACCUUGGCCUCGUCAAGCUCUUCAGGUUCCCCUGCCUGAAGAAAGGGGCCAAAUUUAAGAAGUACAUUGGUCACUCUGCCCAUGUGACCAACGUUCGCUGGUCCAGCGAUCUGCAGUGGGUCAUCAGCACCGGUGGUGCCGACCACGCCGUCUUCCAGUGGAGGUUCCUGCCCGAAGGUGUGAUGAACGGUGUUCUGGAGCCCCUCCUACAAGAGGGUUACGCCGACUCCAACAGCGGCGAGUCGGACUCAGACGUGUCAGAUGUGCCGGAGCUCGACUCGGACAUCGAACAGGAAGCUCAGACCAGCUACGAACGUCAGGUGUAUAAGGAGGACCUGCCACAACUCAAGAAGAAGCUGAUUGGUUCCCUGAAGCGGCAAAAAGCUCCAGAGGAGGGGCUUCGUCUGCAGUUUGUUCACGGGUACCGGGGCUUCGACUGCCGUAACAACCUGUUCUACAGUCAGGCGGGAGAGGUGGUGUACCACGUGGCCGCCGUCGCUGUCGUCUACAACCGGCUGCAGCACAGCCAGAGGUUUUACCUCGGGCACGACGAUGACAUCCUCAGCCUCGCCGUCCACCCGCUCAAAGACUACGUGGCCUCGGCACAGGUGGGCAGAGACCCAGCCAUACAUGUGUGGGACAUCCAGACCCUGAAGUGUCUGUCGCUGCUCAAAGGACACCACAGCAGGGGCGUGUGUGCUCUGGAGUUCACAGCCGAUGGGAAGAGUUUGAUCUCAGUGGGAUUCGAUGAAUUUCACUCCAUCAUCAUCUGGGACUGGAAGAAAGGAGAAAGACUAGCCAAGGCCAGGGGUCAUAAAGACAAGAUCUUCGUGGUGAAGAGCAAUCCUUUCAGGAUGGACAAACUGGUGACCGUGGGCAUGAAACACAUCAAGUUCUGGCAACAUUCAGGUAGGCGUCGUUUCCUCUUUACCUGGAACUCACCUGACACGCUCAGCUCAACGAGUUGUGUGGUUUCUACGGUUUGGUCUCUCCUUGCAGGCCUCGCCCCAUCCAUCCACGUGUGGGACGCCAUGACCAAGCAGACACUGUCCAUCCUGCGGUGUUCGCACGCUAAAGGCGUUGGCUACGUUAACUUCAGCGCUACAGGGAAGCUGCUGCUGUCUGUGGGGGUGGAGCCUGAACACACCAUCACAGUGUGGAGGUGGCAGGAAGGCACCAAGGUGACGAGUAAGGGCGGCCACACUGAGCGGAUCUUCGUGGUGGAGUUCCGGCCGGACUCUGACACCCAGUUCGUGUCGGUGGGAAUCAAACACAUCAAGUUCUGGACUCUGGUUGGAGGUUCGCUCAUGUACAAGAAAGGUGUGAUCGGCUCAGUGGAGGACGGCCGCAUGCAGACCAUGUUGUCUGUUGCGUUCGGCGCCAACAACCUGACAUUCACUGGCGCCAUCAACGGAGACGUGUACGUGUGGCGGGAGCAUUUCCUGGUGCGCGUGGUGGCAAAGGCGCACAGCGGUCCCGUCUUCACCAUGUACACCACUCUGAGGGACGGCCUUAUUGUUACUGGGGGGAAGGAGCGACCGACCAAAGAGGGUGGUGCUGUGAAGCUUUGGGACCAGGAGAUGAAGCGCUGCCGAGCUUUUCAGCUGGAGACCGGCCAACCGGUGGAGAGCGUCCGAUCUGUCUGCAGAGGAAAGGGUAAAAUCCUGGUGGGAACCAAGGAUGGGGAGAUCAUAGAGGUUGGAGAAAAGAACGCUGCCUCCAACACCAUGAUCAACGGACACACUCAGGGAGGGAUCUGGGGUUUGACAAGUCACCCUUUCAAAGACGUCUUCAUCUCCGCCAGCGAUGACGGGACCAUCCGAAUAUGGGACCUGGCUGAUAAGAAACUCCUGAACAAGGUGAGUUUGGGCCAUCCUGCCAAGUGCACGUCCUACAGUCCCAACGGAGAAAUGGUUUCCAUUGGCAUGGAGAACGGGGAGUUCAUCGUCCUGCUGGUCAACUCGCUCACCGUCUGGGGCAAGAAGAGAGACCGCAGCGUGGCCAUCCAGGAUAUUCGGUUCAGUCCAGAUAACCGGUUCUUGGCGGUGGGCUCAGUUGAAAGCACUGUGGAUUUCUACGACCUCUCUCUCGGGCCAUCGCUUAAUCGGAUUGGUUACUGCAAGGACAUUCCCGGGUGUGUCAUCCAGAUCGACUUCUCUGCUGACAGCAGACACAUCCAGGUGUCCACAAGCACCUACACCCGGCAGGUGCACGAAGUUCCCUCAGGGAAGGUGAUCACGGAUCAGCCCAUCCUAGACAGGAUCACCUGGGCAACCUGGACCAGGUGA